GCGUUCCCGAGCGCGCACGGCGGGUGGUGCUGGGCCCCCGCCUUGGGCGGCCGCUGCCGGGUCCCGGAUCGGCCGCUCUCGGGCGGGGGUUUGCGUGUCUUUGGCGAGGCCGAUCGGAAGCGAACUGAGGGGGCUGAAGAGGGGUUAACACAGAGCGCCGGGCCGGGGCCUCGUGGGAGGCGAGGGGCUCGCUGUGGUUCCCCGGUUUGGGAACUGGGGGUGUCACCCUGCCUCACAGGGCUGGGGUGCCCCUGGGGAAAACCAAGGACCAGCUGUCCGGGCUGCGCAGCUUAUUGGUUACAAUAUUUGUCACUUAAGAGCUCUCUGUGCAGUUAACAGAGGGGCAUGGCUGUGAGAGCUUGUGGCUUGAUCAUCUACAGGAGGCUGAAGUCAGCACCGUCUUCUAAGGCCACUGAUAGUAUUGAAUACCUCCUCCUUCAGACAUCCUAUGGGACCCAUCACUGGACCCCACCCAAAGGCCACGUGGACCCAGGAGAGGAUGACCUGCAGACAGCCUUCCGGGAAACGCAGGAAGAGGCUGGUCUUCAGGCCAGUCAGCUCACCCUCAUAGAGGGGUACAAGAAAGAACUACACUAUCCUGUCCGUGGGAAACCGAAGACCGUCAUUUACUGGCUGGCAGAAGUGAAGGACUGUAACACAGAAAUCAAGCUCUCAGAGGAGCACCAGGCUUUCCAAUGGCUGAAGCUGGAGGAUGCUUGCAAAUUUGCAGAAUAUGAGGACAUGCAAGCGACACUGAAAGAAGUGCAUCAGUUUCUGUGCUCCAAAGAAUAAUUGCUUGUGUGCAGAUAAGUGGAAUUCUUUAAGAAACAUGGCCUGCUUUUUUUUUAAAUCUGGUUUUAACCAGGGGAAGAACUACAUGGCUGCUGAAAUGUAGUUUUCUUUUUUAAACCCCUACAAAUUCAGUGAAGAUACUUGGAGCUUUUAAAGAGUUUGUGCUUUUGUUUCCCCCUAGCUAACGCAGAAAGGCACAGUCUGAUUAAACCACAAGCCAAGAGAUGUCUGAACUGAAAACCAGAGCUAACAAAGGCUUCCUCUGUUCCUGUCUCCUUUUUCCUUUUUUUUUCCUAGAAGUACUGAACAACCAUAGGUCUUUUUGAAAAAUCAAACGUUUGAUAUUUCUUGACUUGCUGAUGUAGAACUACAGAGUUGAGAAAAUCAAAAUGUUUACUGCAGAAGUUCCACCUUACAUUUCAAAUGGGGAAGCAGGACUGUUCCCAAAUCCUCAACUAAUACACUGCAAUAACUUGUCAAAUCAUUUCAGGCCUUUUUUGUUUACAUCAUGAAUUUAUGUACAUCCCUAAUGUACUGUUAUGAAAACACUUUUCAUCCAAAGAGUCUUAGUAAAUGGUUGACAUACAAUA
Molecule: messenger RNA, 1382 nt
Organism: Phalacrocorax carbo (great cormorant)
Lineage: Eukaryota; Metazoa; Chordata; Aves; Suliformes; Phalacrocoracidae
Source: RefSeq, a predicted model, not a curated record